AUGCUUUCUAAAUCACCGCACAAGGCCGUCAACCACGGGCUGCGAAAGCCCCACCCCCUCGAGGGCUUCCUCGUCCUCGCCGUCGCGCCGUUCCUCGGCCAUAAAGACAUACAGGCUCUCCGAUGCACUUGCACGACCUCCCGCCGAACCCUCGACACAUACGAGCGAUCCACAGCCCGUGCCAGCAUCGGCAGGACCCCACUCUCCGGUCCCGCACCGAGCCACCACCUCCUCACCUCCGACACCCCCGCCCGCUACGUCGCGCCGCGCGACACGUACGCCGCCCUGCGCGAGCUCGAGGACCGCGAGCGCGAGAUUGCCUUCCUCGUCGACACGUCGCCGUACCUGCGCUCAGCCUUUACGCGCACGGGAAUCAAGCCCGCCUCACGGGGCGAGACGCGCCGCGCGCGCGCCGCGCUGAAGCGGGCGCUCUGGAUCUGCUCGGGCCUCGCGGACCUCGAGACGGCGCAGUGGGCGGGCCCCGACGCCGUGCCCGCGUUCCGCCGCCACGGCGCGCCGCGCCCCGCCGUCUUCAGGGACCAGGCGUCCUUCCUGCGCGACUUUGCCGACAGGAGGGCGGCGACGACGGCGCUGGCGGCGCUGCGCGAGGCGCAGCUCGCUGCCGUCCGGGCGCUGCCUGCGCGGGACCUCGCGUCGCUGAUUGUGCUCGGCGACCUGGCGACGAGGGGGUUCGAGGACCAGCUGGGUACGCGGCGCAUGGCCGAAUACCCGCGACACGUCGUCAACGAGUGGAACGUCGCUGUUGCUGAGAAUGUGUUCCGGCACGGCGUGCACUUCCUGCGCGGUCAGGCGCGGCGCGGAACGGCCAGGUCCAGCUCGAACAAGGCGGGAGGAGGGUCAGCAGGAGGGAUGGAGGCGUGCGCUGCGGCGGCGGUCUGCGACGUGCAUUCCGGGAACAAGUGGACUGUGAUCCGAGUGAGGCUGUAG
Molecule: messenger RNA, 948 nt
Organism: Verticillium dahliae VdLs.17
Lineage: Eukaryota; Fungi; Ascomycota; Sordariomycetes; Glomerellales; Plectosphaerellaceae
Exons: 3
Coding region: 1-948 (315 amino acids)
Source: RefSeq, a predicted model, not a curated record